AGAGAGAGAGAGAGAGAGAGAGAGAGAGAGAGAGAGAGAGAGAGACGGAGCGUCCAGGCUGCUUUCCUCUCAAGCGGCUGUCCUCUCCGGUACCUGCUGCCAAAUGACAGAAGUUAUGAAGUCUUGACCUUGAAAAGGCCGUUUGUGGGAGGGGAGGAGUCUACAAUGACCUGACGUAACCCCACCCUCAUUCAAUCAGAGUGGAAAAGAGGAGGAGCAACGAUGCCUGACCCCGCCCCCUUACCUCCCAUCCCGCCUCUUGCCAUUCUGAACUGCACGGCAUCCACCAACUGCUCCCUCGGCAACCUCUCAGCCAUUGCCCACGCUGACGAGUGCCACGGUAACCAGUGGCUGUUUGUCAUUAUGGCCAUUGCGUACAGUGCUGUGGCCUUCCUGGGUAUUGCAGGCAACCUGGUACUCAUUCUGGUCAUCGCCCGCCAGCGAGAGCUCCACAAUGUUACUAACGUUCUGAUCGCCAACCUGUCUAUGUCUGACCUGCUGAUGGCAAUCAUGUGCUUGCCCUUCACCUUUAUCUACACCUUCAUGGACCACUGGGUGUUCGGCGCUGUCAUGUGCAAACUCAACAGCCUUGUGCAGUGCUGUUCCGUCUCCGUCUCCAUUUUCUCGCUAGUGCUGAUCGCUGUUGAGCGGCACCAGCUCAUCAUACACCCCCGUGGCUGGCGCCCCAGCCUGUCCCAAGCCUGGCUGGGUGUUGCCUUCACCUGGACGCUGGCCCUGCUCACCGCCACACCCUUCCUGGUCUUCUCCGUGGUGACGGACGCACCUCUCCGGCAGCUGCCGUCCAUCUUCCAAGAGCAUUACCGCGACAAGGUUGUGUGCGUGGAAGAGUGGCCGUCCCGUGAGUUCAAGCUCACGUACACCUCCGCCAUGCUGCUGCUGCAGUAUCUCGUGCCGCUGUGUUUCAUAUUCAUCUGUUACCUGAAGAUCUACGGCCGUCUGAGGCAGCGGAAGAGCAUGAUGGAGAGAAUGAGAGAGAACAAGUUCCGCAACCACGAGACCAAGCGCAUCAACGCUAUGCUCUUCUCCAUUGUAGUGGCCUUUGCCGUCUGCUGGCUGCCCCUCAACGUCUUCAAUGCAGUCAUCGACUGGAACCACGAGGUGGCUAUGAACUGCACCCACAACCCCCUCUUCUCACUCUGUCACCUGACAGCCAUGUGCUCCGUGUGCAUCAACCCCGUCUUCUACGGCUUCCUGAACCGCAACUUCCAGCGGGACCUGCGCACUUUCCGCCUCUGCAAGAGCCUGUCGGUCAGAGAGGAUGAGUACGACACCAUCGCCAUGUCAACCGUCCACACCGACCUAUCCAAAACGUCACUUAAACUCGGCAGUCCAGAAUUGUAGGAGAACAACCUGAGCUGUGUCUCAAAUAGCUGCUCUGGCCACAAGGGAGUGUACUGUCUGAGAUCAUCCACCUGGAUGCAAAUGUACUGCACAUAUCAAGUGGCAAAAGGUCUGAGUAAAUGACGGCUGCGUCCCAGAUCAGUCACAUACAUAACACUAGAGGCCUGGUUUAGUGAAGGUUUCAGCAUGUGCCGAUGUCAUGCUGGAGCAAACAGAGCAAAUGGGGCAGUGAGCGAUUGGAAGUUGUUAUUCUUCAGCCUUUAAUGGCGAUCCUGAAAUUGGAUCAGACCAUUUUAUGCUAAUUGGGAUUUCGGCUACCAAUAAGUAUCUUAAACAUCAAUUCUGCUAAAAAAUACCAUAGCCUGACAAUGGAAUUUAACCCAAGGGGGCUGCCAGAGGACAUGCCUUAGCCAGUACUUCUCUGAACAGCAGUCUGAAUCGUUGUGUAACUGUAACAAAUUGCACCAGCGAGGGAGACGCUAAGAAGGCACCAGGGGAUGGGCCUUUUAGAAGAGUUAGAUUCGAAGGUGAGGGACCCCAAAAGGUGCUCUUUUGUGUUGGACUUCUUUCAGGUAUCUUAAAACAGCUCGUCGGCCUGAAUGUCAAUCACGUAGAGAUGCUACAGCUACAGGAGUGGACUUGUUUCUUCGAUACUACUGCUCUGCUAAAUUACUAGGGUUGGAUUUUAGCGAACAAAAUUUUGUUGAACAACAUCUGACCACUAAAUUAAGAAGUGAUCGGAUUUGUUGGCAAUGUAUCUACAGCAGUCCCGUUUAGAAGAAGAUAAAACAUUUUGGGAAAUAAUGCUUAUCAAGCCGAAUGACCAUAAAAGGUUUGUUUUCUUGGUUUAGUAACACCAAUAUUAAGUGAUUUUCUUUAAAAACGUCAUCAAAACACACAUAUCAGAGCAGUGUUCCACUUAAGCUUAUGAAUAUGUUACUGUUGCGGAUUUCUGUGCACAGGUUCUUUCAGUAUAAAUGAAAAAAAUCGAUUAAGAGAGACACAGAGGAAUGUGCAAAAUACUGUUUUAAUUGGUAUUUGUCGUAAAUAACUAUGAAUGUAAAUGAAUUGAGUGUUGUGGUAUAAGAAAAAAAAUUAGCUUAGAAAUCUGAUUAUGUAUGAUUACUUGAAUAAUGUUAUUUAGAGACGUAUUGAGAAUAUUUUCAUAUAUUGGUGACAUCAUUCAUUGGUGAUGGAUUAUAUACUUAAUUGUAAGUAUGAAUUUAGAAAUGACAUACGAAUACUUAAUUUUAAGUAUUGAUUAGCAUAAUUUGGAUAUUCACUCAAGUCACUUUACCUUGAAAUGUUAAACAUACAGGGCCAGUCAAAAGUUUGGACACACUUGCUUAAAUAAGGGCUUUCCUUUUUUUUUUUAACUAUUUGUAAAUAGUAGGGACAGCGCCAAACUGUGAAAUAGCAUUGGUAUCAAAACUAUCUUAAACACAUACAUGAUUCUUAAAAGUAGCCCCCUUUUGCGUUGGCGCAGCUUUAAAACGCCUGCAUAACAAAAGAGAACCCAAAAAAACAAAGAAUAACAAAGUGUUUUUUUCCUUUAUUAAUUGAACAAAGUAAUACAACAUGUAUUUGUUGGAAAAAGUAUGUAUGUAACCUAUUCUUCAGCCCUGCACUUAGACUUGGAGGAAUUCUGGCCCAUUCCCCCUCAUAGAACUGCUUCACCUCUGUGAUGCUGGUAGGCUUUCUUGAAUGAAUGCCCAAUGUAGGUCCUGCCACAACAUUUCUACUGGAAUACGGUCUUGAUUUUGACAUUUCUUCUGUUUCAACCACGCUUGGUAGACUAAUUGGUGUUUUUAGAGUUGUUGUCUUUCUGCCGGACUGACCACCUGUUGAGGUUUAGUUCAUGGAUGGUUGCCCUAAAAGUCUCCUGUAGGAUUUCUUAAUAUAAUCCAGAAUUCAUAACUCUGUCGAAUGAUGGCAAGCUGUACUGGUCCAAUAGCAGCAAAACAGUCACAAGCUUCAUCUGAGAUGAGGUACUUAUGCUGGAAUGCAGUGUUCGUUUUUUGCCAAACCAAACUGAUUUAAGACAGAAAGCUCUACUUUUGCCUUCUUUGUCCACACAACAUUAUUUCAGUAGUCUUCUUGCUCAUCCAGGUGAUCUUUAGAUCACAAUGUUCUUCCAGGAGAGUACUAGAUUUCUCCAUGCUAUUUUUCCAUACAUACUGUUUUUGUUCAUUGUUUGCCUGAUUGUGGACUCAUGAACACUGACAUUAGCCAUUGUAAGAUCCUUAGAUGUUACUCAUUGUUAUGCAAUUGAUGAAACCUAAUAAUCCCCUGUGCCAAAGUGCUAAAUCUAAAGGUUCACAUACUUUGGGCAAUCAAAAUGUAGAAUGUUGGACUUCAUUCAAAAAACAAAUCAGAAACUAUAUAAUUGCUUAUCGCUGUUAUUGAAAUUUGUAAAAGCCUUUUAUUCUUUAUAUUGUGUGUAAAUUUCAUGAUGAAUGGACGGAAAGAAAUGGCCCAAAAUAACUUGAAAAAAAUCUGGUUCCACUGACUUACAUUAAAAGGAAACUAGGUUUUUUCCUUCUCCUGUGAAAUUGUCAUUUUGGAGAUACGAGGUAUUUUUGUUGGGUUCUCUUUAUCUAUUGUUAUGACAUCAAUGAGGAUCUAAAGUCAUUUUAGAUCAGAGUUUAGAUCAGAAAUUCACAUACUGCUAAAGGGCUCACAAUCUUUCAAGCAGAACUGUAUGCUGAGACCUUGCUGGGGGGCAUUUUAAAAUUGUAAAGCUAAAAGUUGUGUUUUGGAAACACAUUCAUACAUAGGCUUUAUUAGAAACAAGCCAAACUAAUACAUUCAAGCAUUUAAAGGAAAUUCCAUGAAUCCUUUUAAAUUUUUGAGGUAUAGUGAAUGGUUUGACUUGAAAUGCUCCGUUCUAGAGAAAUUUAUAGUCAGAAUUAUUCACAGUGGUGAUGAUAGAAACCAGACAUCUAAAGAGUUGAUACCUUUAAACGCUUCCUCACAGAAAGCUAUUAUAUGAAAUGGUCAUGAGUUAAAUGCCUGAUGCCUGAAUCAUUGCUGUAUAAAAUGUUUUGGCCCAAAACCUAUUCUUUACAAUGUUUUCAUGGCAGAGCGGUACAUGCAGGGCAUUGUAUGGCAGAGUAGUCCCCAAAGAAAAGCUAUUUGUCGUCAGAUUUACUGUUGAUCUUGCCAGUAUUAGUAAUGCAGACGAGACAUGUAAGUUCCCUCGUCUUUUUGGAUCGUAAAUAAAAUUGCUAUGUUUGAGGUCGACCCUGCUUCCUAUCACCACCAUUGUAAAGGAAUCAGAGUCUCUGGACAGUAAACCAUUUCCAAUCAAACUCUUCUACCACCUCGAUCAUGGAAUGGUUGAAUUCAUAAGCGUUCAGAUCAAAACGUCAAAGAUUUUGAAAAGCAUACAGCCAGGUGUGUCCGAGCAUUUGCCUGGUACUGUAGUUUAAGGAAAUUGUUCUAGUGUGUGUAUGGUCUGUGUGUGCAUAUCGCAGUGUGUAUGUUUAUAAGAGUUGGAGCGAUACAAUAACGUCCUUCUAGGUACUGAAUGGAUUCAAAGUAGAACUUAAAAUAUUUUUUUGUUGGCCAAAAUCUUACAACUAUACCUCAAUAUGUCAGUAUAGAAAACACUCCAUUAUAAAGUAUGUCUGCCGCCAGGACCAGCUUUGUUUACUACUAUCAGAAUUUUUGUGUAUACUGUACAUUUUAGUGGGUGCAGUGUCAUCGCUCUGUUUCGGAGUAAAACGCUUCUGCCCUCUUUUAAUUCAUGAGAACCAGCCGUCCGGUGGCUGCAGUUCACAUUUCACAAACAAGUAUCUUUAACUCUUUUGCAAGUAUUGCCCCACCAGUGGAGUUUGCCAUGGCUGGUCCCUUGAUAGUGUGGUCCCACCGGGGCGUUCAAGUAUAGUGUUACACCAUGCAGCCUUGAAUGUGAUUGUGACGCUUGCAGUAGACUUGUGUGUUAAUCUUCGUAGCCUUUACACCAGCGGCGACGCAAGCAGCACUCAUCUGUAUUUGUUAUAGAGUGUGUAAUUGUGCAAACAGUUAGCUUUGGCAACCUACCAGAUCCUCCUGCUAUAAAACAAGUUGAUCUAAUAUGUGCUGGUGAUAUUUUAUGCUUCAUGCUAUUCACCAGAUGCAAAGUGUACUGCAGGCUAGCCUUAGGCUAGAAUUAGCCAUAUGCAAAGUGCUUUUUUAUCUUAAAUACGGGCAUUAAACAAAUAUUGAAGGUUUAUAUGUGUGCUACUUUAGCUGCUUUCCCCCCCCUGAGAGAUAUACUGAUAAAACCAUGGAUGAAGUAAGUGUUUGCACUACAGCAGCAUUAUGCUAAAUGCUAAGCUAUUAUUCAGAAGGCCCAGAGAUGUUGCUAUAGUAACUCGCCAGUUACUACUCACAUAAUUAGAUGGAAAAUGCACCUUUGAGUAUUAAACACCACACGCAAUUGCUUACGUCACGUGUAACUGGCUGUCACUGGUUACUGUAAUAAUGGACAGAAUAGCAGGAUGAGUGAAGGCUAAAUGACAAGAAGCACCUUUCUUAGCAAUAGGUGUAGAUAUCUAGGACAAAAGGUUGAUGAAUGGUUUUCUGGUCACUUUUUCGCAGUAGUUACCUUUGUUUUCACCUCCAUUAUAACUGCUAACUAGAUAAGUAGCUUAUAGGAACUAGCACAGCUAUCACAGCUGACUGUCAGGAGAAUCAGUGGAGCAGAGCGAAUGCUGCGUCAUGCGUUGUGGUUUAAAUAUUGCUGAGACGAUAGCAUCUCCUGAAAAUGUGUGAUGAUCUGAGAGCUUGGUCUCUUAAUUAGAGAACUUUUAUGAUCGGAAAUCUGGAUUAAGAGAUGUUGAGGUGUCAGAGGCGUACUCUGGACACUGUUAACCAGUCGAGGUGCCAGUAUACGGACACUGAAUUCACAUCACAGGAAGCUAUAGGAAAUUCCGCUAAAAAUUGAGUGAUGUUUUGAAAUUUAAAGUGUUGUACGAGUGCCUUAAUGUGAGGAUAUUGCCAAGCGAACUAUGCUAACUAGUCUAGCCGACGUUAGCUAAGCCCAAAAACCACGAAUUUAUAUUUCUCUGACAAAUGAACGUGUUAACGGCAUGUCCGAUGAGGAGAAAAUACAGUAGAACACAAAAAGUCCUCAUUAGCAUGUAGUUCUGUUCCUAAUCAUAGUGUAUUUUUUUUCUUCCCUGCUUAACUGAACAUCCCUUUGUGAACUCUUUCAGAUACUCCAAUGUCAGUUGCACGUUGCUUGUUGGCUUGUUGUGUUAUUUGUACCUUCACAACACUGUUGCCAAUAACCGGUACCAGUAUCAGUAUCGAUGCGUUCCUGAAUGGGGAAGUCGUGGGCUGGAGGUUAGGGAGCUGGCCCUGUGACUGGAAGGUUGCUGGUUCGAUCCCCAGCACUGACAAUCCAUGACUGGGGUGUCCUUGAGCAAGACACCUAACCCACAGUUGCU
This is a messenger RNA of Pygocentrus nattereri (red-bellied piranha), 6797 nucleotides long. RefSeq names its product neuropeptide Y receptor Y1 (gene npy1r). Gene Ontology annotation, cellular component: neuron projection; plasma membrane. Lineage: Eukaryota; Metazoa; Chordata; Actinopteri; Characiformes; Serrasalmidae. Gene Ontology annotation, molecular function: neuropeptide Y receptor activity; neuropeptide binding. The record is from RefSeq and is a predicted model, not a curated record. The coding region runs from base 223 to 1362 and encodes 379 amino acids. The transcript has 3 exons. Gene Ontology annotation, biological process: G protein-coupled receptor signaling pathway.